Anolis carolinensis (green anole) is the source of this 6227-nucleotide messenger RNA. It is a transcript of the gene taf2, whose product is annotated as TATA-box binding protein associated factor 2. The coding region runs from base 1359 to 4961 and encodes 1200 amino acids. The record is from RefSeq and is a predicted model, not a curated record. Gene Ontology annotation, biological process: transcription initiation at RNA polymerase II promoter. Lineage: Eukaryota; Metazoa; Chordata; Lepidosauria; Squamata; Anolidae. Gene Ontology annotation, cellular component: transcription factor TFIID complex. The transcript has 26 exons. Gene Ontology annotation, molecular function: transcription cis-regulatory region binding; RNA polymerase II general transcription initiation factor activity; chromatin binding.
UUGAAGACGUGAGGUGAAAAGUUACAAACGACAUGGCGGCGGAGGCAGAUGAGUGUGUGAGGCAGAGGCGCUGAGUGAGGAAACGACGCCGGUUCGUCCCCAGUCGGUCGGAGGGGAAAGGGCGCAGGAUAUUUCUUCGGGGAAUUACAACCGGAGGAGGAGAAGAAGCCUUCCUUGCUUCAAGCGAGACCCUCUGAAGGGCCCUGCCUUGGUUUCUUUCCCUGAGAGAUGACGUUCCCGCCUUUUCUCAAUAGGAACGCCUUGACUUUCUACCCGGAGGAUGGCACCCUUUGCCUGGGAGAAAGAAACCUUCUUUCUCAACAUAAGGUUUCGCUUUGAGAGCGCUUGAAACCCAAGCCCCUGCACCUUCAGCGUCCUCGGUUUUAUUUUCCUCACAUUCUCUGCAUUAAGACGCUCAAGUCCCGCACAUAAGCACCCUUGUUCUGCUUUACUAAGAAGUUAGUGUGAUUCUACACUGUGCCCUGUUAAUAUCUUCUCAGAGACCUUGGUAGUAACUGCGUUUCCUUACGAAGUUAGGUGUUCCCCAGCAGAUCAGGCCAGAGUCUUGCCCCUCUUGUUCUCGUACAGAAAAGAGCAGCAACAAAAACAAAAAUUCUAGAAUCUAGACAGAGCCAUAGUAUUCACCUAUAACUGCAACUGGCAUAGAAGGUUUGGCAGCAGUUCAAUCUGGUACUUUGAUUUGAUCCUUUUCUCCAGAUUUGAGCAUCACCAGUUACUGGAAAUCCUUAGAACUGGCUUAGAAAGUGGUAGCAGUUGCAUCCGGCACUUAGUUUUAAUGCUUUUCUCCAAACCCAGUUAUUGCAGAGGUACAUCUUUUGAUAAAACAGGUAUCCAAAAGCUGAUACUGCUUCCAGAGACUUAAAAUAAAACAAAAACAUCUAAGUUCUGACAGGAAAAAAAAUCUGAACAGCUUGCUUUGGAAACUCACAAAGUGACAAACUCCAGGAUCUCCAAAAGAUCUUUAAGCAGGACAAGGAAAACUCUUUAUGCAAUGAUCCUCUACCUCAUAAACUGUCAACAGAUUGCACUGCAAUAGCUGAAUAUACCAUGAGAAUUUCCUAGAUUAAGAAACCAGUGUUACAAGUGUUUUGGGGAAGUCCAAUUUCCUGCCAUGAUCAUGAAGGCCAUGAGUAUAAACUGUUUUGUAUAUGGAUUGUGUUCUUUCUUUGGAUAUCAUUUUGCAUUAUUUGAAGACAGUGAAGAUUAUUGAAACAUAUAUAGUGAAAAUAUACUCACUAAAAAGGAAUUAAAAGUAUCAUUGGAAAGACUCCUAACGAGGAUGAUGGUGCUGAUGUGUGUUUGAUUUUCACCAAGAUCAUCUAGUGCUGCGGUUCACAAUGAACAGGAAGAAAGGAGAUAAGGGCUUUGAGAGCCCAAGACCAUAUAAAUUGACCCACCAGGUGGUUUGUAUCAACAACAUAAAUUUCCAGAGAAAAUCUGUCGUCGGUUAUGUGGAGCUGACAAUAUUUCCAACAGUUGCCAACCUGAACAGAAUCAAGUUAAACAGCAAGCAGUGUAGAAUAUACAGAGUGAGGGUCAACGAUCUGGAAGCAGCUUUCAUAUACAAUGAUCCCACCCUAGAAGUUUGCCAUCAUGAGUCAAAACAGAGAAAUCUCAAUUACUUUUCUAACGCCUAUGCUGCUGCAGUCAGCGCUGUGGACCCUGAUGCUGGAAAUGGAGAGUUGUGUAUUAAAGUGCCAUCCGAGCUUUGGAAACAUGUUGAUGAAUUAAAAGUUCUAAAGGUACAUAUCAAUUUUUCUCUGGACCAGCCAAAAGGAGGCCUUCAUUUUGUGGUCCCCAAUGUGGAGGGCAGUUUGGCAGAGAGAGGAGCUCAUGUCUUCUCUUGUGGUUAUCAAAAUUCUACAAGGUUUUGGUUUCCUUGUGUUGACUCCUAUUCUGAACUAUGCACAUGGAAACUGGAAUACACAGUUGAUGCCACAAUGGUGGCUGUGUCAAAUGGAGACUUAGUGGAAACAGUGUAUACUCAUGAUAUGAGAAAAAAGACCUUCCAUUAUAUGUUGGCGAUUCCAACUGCAGCAUCUAACAUCUCCUUGGCCAUUGGACCAUUUGAAAUUCUUGUCGAUCCUUACAUGCAUGAGGUGACUCAUUUUUGCUUACCCCAGCUUCUCCCAUUGCUCAAGCAUACCACAUCAUACCUCCAUGAAGUAUUCGAAUUCUAUGAGGAGAUACUUACAUGUCGCUACCCUUACUCCUGUUUUAAAACAGUUUUUGUAGAUGAGGCCUAUGUUGAAGUAGCUGCUUAUGCUUCUAUGAGCAUUUUUAGCACAAACCUUUUACACAGUGCAAUGAUAAUAGAUGAAACACCACUGACGAGGAGACGUUUGGCUCAGGCUUUGGCCCAGCAGUUCUUUGGUUGCUUUAUAUCAAGAAUGUCUUGGUCAGAUGAGUGGGUGUUGAAGGGAAUCUCUGGCUAUAUUUAUGGCCUUUGGAUGAAAAAAACAUUUGGCGUGAAUGAGUAUCGUCAUUGGAUCAAGGAGGAACUAGACAAAAUAGUUAUAUAUGAACUGAAGACUGGAGGAGUUUUGUUGCAUCCAAUCUUCGGUGGCGGAAAGGAAAAAGACAACCCUGCAUCUCAUUUGCACUUUUCCAUAAAACAUCCUCACACAUUGUCAUGGGAAUAUUACACCAUGUUCCAAUGCAAAGCCCAUCUAGUGAUGAGACUAAUAGAAAACAGAAUCAGUAUGGAGUUCAUGUUACAAGUUUUCAACAAGCUGUUGAGUUUGGCCAGCACUGCUUCAUCUCAGAAGUUCCAGUCUCAUAUGUGGAGUCAGAUGCUUGUUUCCACAUAUGGGUUUUUGAAAUCCAUCUCCAAUGUGUCUGGCAAAGAUAUCCAGCCCCUAAUAAAACAGUGGGUAGAUCAGAGUGGUGUGGUUAAAUUUUAUGGCAGCUUUGCAUUUAAUAGAAAACGAAAUGUACUAGAGUUGGAAAUAAAACAGGAUUAUACAUCUCCUGGAACGCAGAAAUAUGUGGGGCCUCUCAAAGUGACAGUGCAAGAGCUGGAUGGAUCUUUCAACCACACACUUCAGAUAGAAGAAAAUAGCCUUAAACAUGACAUCCCUUGUCACUCAAAGAGCAGGCGAAAUAAGAAGAAAAAGAUUCCUCUCAUGAAUGGAGAAGAAGUGGAUAUGGAUCUUUCAGCCAUGGAUGCUGAUUCCCCCUUACUCUGGAUAAGAAUAGAUCCGGACAUGUCUGUGUUAAGAAAGGUAGAAUUCGAACAGGCUGACUUCAUGUGGCAGUAUCAGCUCCGGUAUGAGAGGGAUGUGGUCGCCCAGGAGGAAUCCAUUUUGGCCCUCCAGAAGUUCCCCACUCCUGCAUCACGGCUUGCGCUGACUGAUAUACUUGAACAAGAGCAGUGUUUCUACCGAGUGAGGAUAAUGGCAUGCUUCUGUCUUGCAAAGAUUGCAAAUUUUAUGGUGAGUACAUGGACAGGACCACCAGCUAUGAAGUCGCUCUUCACCCGAAUGUUCUGUUGUAAAAGUUGUCCAAACAUUGUGAAAACCAAUAACUUCAUGAACUUUCAGAGCUACUUUCUGCAGAAGACAAUGCCUGUUGCAAUGGCCUUGCUCAGAGAUGUCCAUAAUUUGUGUCCUAAAGAAGUUUUAACAUUCAUUCUAGACUUAAUAAAGUACAAUGACAACAGGAAAAACAAGUUUUCAGACAACUACUACCGUGCUGAAUUAAUCGAUGCAUUAGCAAACUCCGUAACUCCUGCUGUCAGUGUGAAUAAUGAAGCCCGAACCCUGGACAAUCUAAAUCCUGAUGUGCGCCUCAUUCUUGAAGAAAUUACUAGAUUCUUAAACAUGGAAAAGCUGCUACCCAGUUACAGGCACACCAUUACAGUCAGCUGUUUGAAUGCCAUUCGCAUAUUACAGAAGAAUGGGCAUGUUCCAAGUGAUCCUGCAGUCUUCAAAUCCUAUGCAGAAUAUGGGCACUUUGUGGAUAUCCGAAUAGCAGCUUUGGAAGCAGUUGUUGACUACACAAAAGUUGAUCGAAGCUACGAUGAGCUGCAGUGGCUGCUUAAUAUGGUCCAGAGUGAUCCUGUGCCCUAUGUCAGGCAUAAAAUAUUGAAUAUGUUGACGAAGAACCCACCAUUUACCAAGAACACGGAGUCUCCAUUGUGUAAUGAAGCUCUAGUGGAUCAACUCUGGAAACUUAUGAAUUCAGGUACAUCCCAUGACUGGAGGCUGCGCUGUGGUGCUGUUGACCUGUACUUCACGCUGUUUGGUCUCAGCAGGCCUUCCUGUUUGCCGCUGCCAGAACUCGGGUUGGUCCUUAACCUGAAAGAAAAGAAAGCCGUUCUGAAUCCUACCAUAAUCCCUGAAGUGGGGGCAAGUGGUCCGGAACUUCCUAUCAAUCCAAACAAUAUGAGCCAAAUGGUUGGCUUCCCAAGCAGUGAGGAGGAUCAUCUUGUUAAAGAAUCAGCAAUGCUUCCCUUUCCUCAUCAGCAAGGGUUGAAACGAAAAGCUGACACACCUCUUGGGUCUCCCCUGGAACCAGGCCAGAUACUAGAGAAGAUUGACGACAGUAAAGUCAAACUUAAAAUAAGAUUCUCAAACUCUCAAGAAGAAGAAGAGAUUGAUAUGGACACAGUGCAUGAUAGUCAAGCUUUUAUAUACCAUCAUUUGAACAUGUUGGAAAGACCGUCUACACCAGGUAAAGAACAAUCCUCGCUGGAACUGAACAUGUUGCAGAUGCCUGCCACCCCACUGCCUGGUUUCCCUAAAGAGUCCAGUUCGUCCAAGCACAGCGAGCACCAUCACCACCACCAUCAUGAGCACAAGAAGAAGAAGAAGAAACACAAACACAAGCACAAGCAUAAACACAAACACGAGAGUAAGGAGAAAGAGAAGGAGCCUUUCACCUUCUCCAACAGCCCAGCCAGUGGACGCUCCAUUCGCUCUCCCUCCUUGUCUGACUGAAGCUAACAACUCCAGAGUUGACAAAACAUUUAGAAGCUGUGGACAUGCUCCUCUUUCUUCAUGGCAAAAUUCAAACCAUGGUAGUGGCUCAAGCCAGGAAAGAUGGAAACUCUAAAUAUUUUCAGUUGGGCUAACCAAAAUAAUGAAAUGGGAUUGUGCGAGAGGGGAGAAAGUGGUUUUACAUUCAGAGCCAAUCUCAGUGACCGUGUUCUCCAUCCUGAAACCUUAUAUUUUCCUUUGAAAAGAAGAGCAGUGCUUAUUUACAUGUGCCCUAAGUCUGCAGCCUCACAAACUGCCUAGGUGUCUUGUUAGAAUGAAUUAUAUUUUAAACUUUUGAUGUGUGUCAUGAAGUUUGACGUAUGCUUUAAAGAGAAACCUACUGCCAAACCUUAUGUCAAAGCUGCAGUUGUGGAGAUUGUUGUUUGCCGUCAUGUAGACUCCAGAAAACUAUUUGUAUCUAUCGUUUCUUGGCAUAUCCUUUAAAGGUGUGUUCUAUCACUGUUUUAAUUCAUUGAAUGGUUGCAUACACACAGUUUGAUUUAAGAUGCUGAUUUUAUAAAACAAUUAUAAACAUAAAUCUUCAGAUCACAGAUGCACUUGGAAAUUGUUUCCAUAACUUCUUUCUGCCUACAAAAAAAGAACCCCAAAAGCCAACUACUGCGUGCCCUGUGCCUUGUAAUCAGGCUCAUAACUAUAUAAUGAAGCUCAAGCAAAACCAAACCCUCACAAAACUUGGCAAAAGAAGCUCUUCCAUAAAACUUCAAUUAACCUUUAAAAUACAUUCAACAUGGGGAAAGCCAGUGGAAAAACUGUUAAACGUUCUUGUUUCUUGUAAACCUUGUGGCAAAAGCCUGAAAUGUCCAGCGAGUAAAUGUAAUGUGAAGCUUGGUAAAUUUAAGUUUUCUUAUUUCAUUAUAUCCAGUUAAAUGUUUCAUUGCAUAUUUUAAUAAUUAUGUCAAAUGGGACUGCUUUAUAACAUUUUCCUUUCAUGUCAGUGUAGUACUAGACCUUUCUUUAAUCCACUCAUCUGCAGUUUUCUGGAACAUUGUGAAGUGCUUCAGUAAUCAGUUUCAUUGUUUUUGUAAAUGCCAUCUUUAGAUUAAGACUUUAGAAAAACCCGGUAUGUAUGUGUAUUAUUUUUUAUUAUAUAGCUGAUUGACAAUAGAGGCAAAUACUGAUCCAAAAAGACACACAACAAGGGACCCAAGAAGCUUUUUAUAUAAAAAAGAGAAGGUAAUUCUUUAAUAAACACUUUUAUACAAUCUA